Schizophyllum commune H4-8 is the source of this 1592-nucleotide messenger RNA. RefSeq lists its product as uncharacterized. Gene Ontology annotation, cellular component: plasma membrane. The transcript has 12 exons. The coding region runs from base 133 to 1341 and encodes 402 amino acids. NCBI's taxonomy places the organism in Eukaryota, Fungi, Basidiomycota, Agaricomycetes, Agaricales, Schizophyllaceae. Gene Ontology annotation, molecular function: G protein-coupled receptor activity. The record is from RefSeq and is a predicted model, not a curated record. Gene Ontology annotation, biological process: adenylate cyclase-activating G protein-coupled receptor signaling pathway.
CGGCCCUGGCGGACUGCGCUGCGAGCUCGAGCGUGUAUGAGCAUGAUGCGGCGCGCUCCAGCAUAAAGAGGCACGCCCUCGCUUUGGAGCGUCGUGCAUGCCAGUCCGUCCCUCCGCGCGACCUUCAUUCCAAUGGAAUCGUCCGCUGCGAGUCCCGAUUUCUCGUCCGGGGAGAUUGCGGGUCUGGUGUUCGUAGUGAUUGCGGGGACGCUUUCUGCUGUGUCUGUAGCGGCUGUUUUGGUUUACCUUCUCUAUUCGAUGUCUCGGCAGGCAUAUUCACUCUCUGGUCACACUCAUUAUUAUUUCCUCAACUUGAUGGCGGCGGAAUUCGUCCAAGCUCUAGGUGGCAUGAUGACAGCAGAAUGGGUACGGGAACAUAGGGUGCUUGAAGGAAUGUCCUGCAAUGUGCAGGGCGUGCUCAAGCAACUUGGCGACGUCGUCGUAGCCUUCACUUCUAUGGCCAUCGCCAUUCACACGUUCCUAAAUAUCGUCUGGAAAUUCUCCUUCCCUCCGAUAGUCGCACCCUUCGUCAUCAUAUUCAUGUGGACGCUUGCCAUCCUGUUCAUCGCAGUCCCCGCCAGCAUCCAUUCGGGACACUACUACGGCAAUACGGGAUACUGGUGCUGGAUCCGAGAUGAGUACGACGCCCAGCGCGUAGGGCUCGAAUACGUUUGGCUGUAUAUGGCCAUGUUCGUCAGCCUGAUGUGCUAUGCAUGCAUUGCGGCGACGGUCAAGGGCUACAACGUGAGAUCGCUGUUCGGCGCCAGCAGAGAUCCACCGGUGCAGAGGCUCUACCAGCAAGACCGCACAAACAGGCGGCGCAUGAACCAGAUGGCUCUGCAAAUGAUGUUCUACCCUGCAGUGUAUACGAUCACGGUAUUUCCUAUAGCUAUCGUGCGUUGGAUAUCUUUCGGGAAAAUUGCAGUCCCCGCGGGCGCUACGAUCUUCGCUUCCUUCCUCUUCUCGUUGUCCGGCUUCCUGAACGUCAUUCUCUUCGGCUUCACAAGACGCGGAAUCAUCCCAUAUCCCUCGCAUGUCAUCAAGUCAAGAUUAAGGACAAAGAGCUCUUUCGCCUCCCCUGGAAUGACAAACAAUCCCAUGACCGACACCGUUGCCUCCGUAUACUCGCAGACCGGCACCUACGGCGGUCGCUUCUCCCAGUUCCCGACGUCGGACUAUCCGUUCCAGAUGAAAGAUGCUCCGCCAUUACCUCCACUUCCAGAGCCUAUUGCCAUGCACGGGCAACAACGAAACCUGGAUGACUUCUAUGAAGUAACAUUCGCGAAGCCUGAUUAUCCGCCCAGUAGGGCAGAUUCAAAGCGGUCGUCCUAUUGGAUAUGAUGCCACCAUACGCCAUGACCGCACUCACUCCGUUCCUUUGUAUUUUGCGUAACUAUCGGGCUCUAGAAGCGACACUGGCUGUAGCAUAACGAUGCCACCUCUGUUCCCUGUGCGAUCUCUACCGUCCAGGCACUCCCUUGCUAAUUACUGUACCACCUACUAUAUUUAUCAGUUACUUAAGGCAGAAAACUGCUACACUUGCGAACCGAACGCAACGAAAACGACUGUAUGAAUCAAUGGAAUGGAGGGCC